UAAGCGCAAGUUUGGUCUUACCAAAGUAGACCACCAAGGAGCCUCACAAUCUUACCCAUAAAACAAUCACUUUGUGAUGGUAACCGUGUUUGGCUACACAUAGAUCAAUCUGUGCGUCUACUCCUUUGUCAUCUUCUCUUUUCGCAAGUUUCAUUUGUUUGUCCAAUACUGCAACUGACUCAGAUUUGCAUACACUAGCAAACACUCCGUAACUGCCCUGCCUCUUCUUAAUCUAUGACAGCUCCUCUUCGUAUCAAAACCUUUCCCCUAUUCUAUCCCAACCAAAUUAUCCGAGCCCACCUCUCAAAAUCACUUUUUUUGGGUUAGGUACCUCUCAAAAUCACUUGAAAGCCAAGAAAUUAUGUUAUCUUGAUUGAGAUUCAAUUAACAGGGCUGUAUUAAUUUGCUUCAAAGUCUCAUCCUCUCUGUUGAAUUUGCAUAGUUUACCAAUGAUGGCUUCUUCUGUUGCCUCCCCACUUUGUACAUGGCUGGUUGCAGCUUGCAUGUCUGCGUCCUGUGAAAAAGAUCACUUUUUGAAGUUACCAUCGAUUUUUCGAUGUUCGAGAAGGCUGAGUAGGUCUGCAAGAAGAAGAAAAGUGGUGGUGCCUCAGUUCCUAAAUGCGGGUGGUGCUGGUUUGGUUUCUUCGUUUUGCGCUUCUGGAAUCCAAAAUUGGUUGAAUUCUUGUCUUACUUUUGAGCCCUGUGAGGAAUAUUAUAAUUCAGAGGGACUGGCUUCUUCUCUCUCUUGUUUUAGUGAGAAUGCAUUUUCACUUUUCGGGCACAAGGCAGAGCCGGUGACUCGCAGGCAAAGAAGGAUGAAUAGAGCUGCCAUUUCUGGCAAAGCGAUGGCUGUUGCAGUCAAACCACAGAAGGACACCAUAGCAAAGAAGAAAUCUCUUACUGAGAAAAGGAGGAUAGUGGUAACAGGGGUUGGUGUAGUAUCCUCUCUUGGUCAUGAUGCGGAUAUAUUCUAUAGUAAUCUUCUUGAAGGAGUUAGUGGAAUAAGUCAGAUUGAAACUUUUGAUUGUUCUGAAUUUCCAACGAGAAUUGCAGGGGAAAUCAAAGAUUUCUCAGCUGAUGGGUGGGUUGCUCCAAAACUUUGUAAGAGGGCGGACAAGUUCAUGCUUUACAUGCUAACUGCAGGUAAAAAAGCAUUAGCUGAUGGUGGCAUCACAGAAGAUGUCAUGGAGGAAAUUGACAAGGCUAAAUGUGGUGUUUUAAUUGGCUCUGCCCUGGGUGGAAUGAAGGUUUUUAACGAUGCAAUAGAAGCUUUGAGGGUGUCAUACAAGAAGAUGAAUCCUUUUUGUGUACCUUUUGCUACAACCAAUAUGGGGUCUGCAAUGCUUGCAAUGGAUUUGGGAUGGAUGGGCCCAAAUUACUCUAUUUCUACAGCUUGUGCAACAAGCAAUUUCUGUAUGCUAAAUGCAGCGAAUCACAUCAUUAGAGGUGAAGCUGAUAUUAUGCUAUGCGGUGGCUCAGAUUCUGCAAUUAUUCCUAUUGGAUUGGGAGGAUUUGUUGCAUGCAGGGCACUUUCACAGAAGAAUGGUGAUCCAACCAGGGCUUCACGUCCUUGGGAUGUGGACCGUGAUGGAUUUGUUAUGGGGGAAGGAGCUGGCGUGCUACUUCUGGAGGAGUUGGAACAUGCAAAGAGAAGAGAUGCGAAAAUCUAUGCAGAGUUUUUAGGUGGAAGCUUCACUUGUGACGCUUAUCAUAUGAUUGAACCCCAUCCAGAGGGGGCAGGAAUUGUUCUUUGCAUAGAGAAAGCCUUAGCUCAAUCGGGUGUCGCUAGAGAAGAUAUUAAUUAUAUAAAUGCACAUGCAACAUCAACUCCAGCUGGUGAUCUGAAGGAGUUUGAAGCGAUAAUGCGAUGUAUUGGGCGGAAUCCUGAGCUCAAGAUGAACUCUACAAAGUCAAUGGUGGGCCAUCUACUUGGUGCUGCUGGUGCAGUAGAAGCUGUUGCAACAGUUAAGGCCAUACAGACAGGAUGGAUCCAUCCAAAUAUCAAUCUCGAGAAUCCUGACAAAGGCGUGGACACCAGUGUGCUUGUAGGCCCGAAAAAGGAGCAGUUGGAAAUAAAGGUGGCACUAUCCAACUCUUUUGGCUUUGGAGGACACAAUUCUUCCAUUCUCUUUGCUCCUUACAAGCCAGAUGAGGGUGACUGAAGUAUUCUUCCUUAUGACUGGGCAAGUAACUAUCAGUUAUGAAGUCACCCCCACAGAAUGGACUGCUUUUUAUUUUUAUGAAGCAGUCAUUGCUCUUCUUCAGCAUUUUUCUCAUUGGCUAGGAUAUCCUUCCAACUUAAUUUGAUUUCCCUGGAAAGAUUAGUGGCAACUCAUUGUAUGUACGCAGUUGAUACUUCUUUCUUCUUGAAGUUGUGUAUGGUGGCUUGGAGCAAACUGCGGAGUGCUUCCAUUGGAAGCACAAGAAAUGAAAAACUGGAAUUGCAGACAAGCUCAAAAUACAUGAACAAGUCCAUGAAAAUCAGCAAAAAUUUUAAUGGAGUCUUCUAUGACUCGAAAA
Molecule: messenger RNA, 2520 nt
Organism: Coffea eugenioides
Lineage: Eukaryota; Viridiplantae; Streptophyta; Magnoliopsida; Gentianales; Rubiaceae
Product: 3-oxoacyl-[acyl-carrier-protein] synthase II, chloroplastic-like
Exons: 13
Coding region: 450-2162 (570 amino acids)
Biological process (GO): fatty acid biosynthetic process
Cellular component (GO): chloroplast stroma
Molecular function (GO): 3-oxoacyl-[acyl-carrier-protein] synthase activity
Source: RefSeq, a predicted model, not a curated record